AUGACAUCAGCCCGCCGAUUAAGACAAGCCUACCUCCUCGAAACACUUGCUCCCGAGUCGCAAAGGGAAGCGCAUGUUUGCUACUCGAUUUGGCAUCAGUCAACCAACUUUGAUGACCUUUUUCUCUAUGAAGCAUGCAUCCGAUCAAUACUGGGAUCGCAACGAAAUUUCGGGAAGGUGCGAAUCGUGCGAAAGCAGUUAGAGGUCCGCUUCCUGCACGAUCGAUCUGAGGUUCGAAUCCGCCCAAGUGCUCACCAAGCCUUUCAUCCCUCCGGAGUCGAUCAAUUGGGAACUGGUUGGGUUCGUGACAUUUGGAUAACCAACAGCAUGUGGAGCUUAGAACGGGACUUCAUGCUACACGGAAUGAAAGAAAGUGACCGUUCAACGAUCCCGGAUGGGCUGUUCUCUUGGCUGAGGUCACGAAUAUCUUCGCGAUUCACUUGGUAUCCUCCUCUAACAAAGGAUCUGGAUUUGAAACAGUGUCCAACUGGGAACGUGGAAUGGCACUACGACACGCGGUUACGGGUACCACGAGCGACCAUUGAGGAACAACUACGAGAGAUCGCGCGAGUCGUCGAGAAGGAACGUUGGAGCGCACUGGGUCGGGUGAAGGACUACUUGUGA
This is a messenger RNA of Necator americanus (New World hookworm), 624 nucleotides long. RefSeq lists its product as uncharacterized. The transcript is spliced from 6 exons. The record is from RefSeq and is a predicted model, not a curated record. Bases 1 to 624 code for a protein of 207 amino acids. NCBI's taxonomy places the organism in Eukaryota, Metazoa, Nematoda, Chromadorea, Rhabditida, Ancylostomatidae.